Ustilago hordei is the source of this 1032-nucleotide messenger RNA. RefSeq lists its product as uncharacterized. NCBI's taxonomy places the organism in Eukaryota, Fungi, Basidiomycota, Ustilaginomycetes, Ustilaginales, Ustilaginaceae. The transcript has 3 exons. Bases 1 to 1032 code for a protein of 343 amino acids. The record is from RefSeq and is a predicted model, not a curated record.
AUGGCAACGUUUAUGUACUACUCCUGGGGUCGUUGCUAUGGCAACGCUUAUGAAUUUCAUAUGCAAACCGCUUAUGCACGACCUCGCUUUAUCGAUAUCUCGAUUGAACCCGGUGAAUCCCGUUGGAAUGCUGACGCAUCUUCAACUGCUACCUUGCUGAUCAAAUGUCGUGCCAAGCGUGAAGUCUGCGAACGCGAAAGUGGCAUGAAUCUUGGUCCAGCCCACUUGAAGGCAACACGGUGGGACUCAGCCUCUGAUUCCAUCCAAGCAUCAAACGCCCUCGCUAAAGCAUUCUCGUUGGCAAAUAGUGAUUCAGCUUCGCUCUCAAGAUCUCCAAGCAAGAAAAUGCAUGUUCGCGGCCGGUCCAGUCGACAGCAGCCUUGGUGGCUGUUUGUCAUCGCACUCUCCUAUGUUUUGAUCCUUACCUUCUCGUCUGCUGCUCCCACUGGCCGCGCUCUACAGCAAAGCAACCCCGAGCUCAGCGCGGUAAAAAAUGUUCAUCCCGAGGUUUACCAAAAUCUGGCGAAGGCCAGACUUAGGAAGAGGGGCAACCCUCAGGAGUACAUGACGGUGCGGUAUCCCGGUGAGAAAAUCAUAAUCACGAGGCAGAAUGGAGUCUACAUGUUCAACUACCUAAAUUCGGAACGAUCUUCAGUGAUGCAGGCGCGCAAGUGGUCCGAGCUUCCAACCUGGACGAAGUCCAAGUUUCACUUUUUAGAAGGUCCUGCGCCUAAUGAUGACCCACGUCCUAGCCGAAACGGCAUUGUUAUCACUCCGAACCCCUUGACGUACGAGGACACCUACAAAGACACCUACGAGGACCCAAUGUUGCCUAAACAAAGAAUUGUCGUCUGGCGACACGACAAUGGUAGGCUCGAAUUCGGAUAUCACCAAGCUGAUGGUAUAAUUCGGCGUGUGCCAUCUCACAAACUCCCGCAGCAAAUUCAAAGCCACAUCGAGAAGGUGCCUGAAUUGAAACAAUUAUUGGAAAACACUGCCAGUUCUUCUCGCGUUUUCCACCCUCGCAAGUGA